This is a messenger RNA of Symbiodinium necroappetens, 4455 nucleotides long. The record is from the annotation of a GenBank genome assembly. NCBI's taxonomy places the organism in Eukaryota, Dinophyceae, Suessiales, Symbiodiniaceae.
AUGGCAGACGUUGCAGACAGUGAUUUGCCGCAGUUUAUGGAGGGCAGGUACGACAUUUUCGAAAAGAAUACCUUCCUGGAUUUUCCCGCUCCAAAGCCAUUGAUGCUGGAAAAGGCUCAAACAGAUCCUCCGCCUGGGCUGGAGGGACUCUGCGGGAUUUCCAGCAAGUUCGUAUCAGAAACAGACCGAUCCGAAGAUUCCACCGCCGUGGACGAGAUGGAGGCGGCUCCACCGCCUCUGCCCUUGGAGGUCUUUGUAACUCCCGACUGCUUCGAGGAUCCGGAGUUUUCUAGGCCGCUUUCUGCGGCAGCACCGACUUUCAUCCCUAUCCCUGGGGCCGGGGCGGCCGGGGCCCUUGGGGCGCUUCCGAUGCAUGGCCUCGCGAACCUACCGGGGAUCCCCGAUGCCUUUGUUGGCCCCUCGAUCCCGGAGCUCUGCCGGCCAAAGACGCAGAUCCUCUUGGAAGAGAUGCUAGCGCCCUCUGUGGUGCCUGUCACAGAACUCGCUACUUCAAGGUUCCCCCCGCCGCCACCAGCCAUGCCGGCGCCGGUCUUGGCAGAGCCUCCUUCCCCGGAGGUUCCUGCGGAAGCUCCGGUCGAGGGGCCCCUGCCGCCGCGCUGCGAUCUUCAAGUUGGGCAGCUCGUCUGUGAGGAACCUGCUCGGGGCAUCUGGGAUGUUCACUGGAGCGCGGACAGCCGGCAGCUCUACACCACGACAGUGCGUCUUGUCUCGGGCAUCUUCAUGCUGCAGGUCAAAGGCAGCAGCCUACCCUUCAAGGUGUUCCUGCAUCCGAAGGUGGUGAUAAACAACAAGCGAGGCGGUGGCUUCAAGAAAGCCAAAGGGAAAGGCAGCAUCGUUCUCAAGUGCGAGGCAGAGGAUGUGAAGAGGUAUCCCAAGCUUGACAUCUCCUUCCGAGUUGGAAGGGGUUCUCGUCUCCAGCCACCUCGGUCGGUGGAAGCGCAUGACUUUGGGGAGCAGAGCUGUUGCUGCCUUCCAGAAGCGCAACAGGAGUGGGACUUCAGGAGCUUGGUGGAUGAGUCAGGAUCUUUGCUGGUCUCACUGCGCAUAGCCGCCGACCCAGCAAAAGUGGGGAAGAUUCGGCCCGUGAAGCACGGUGAAGCAGAAUUUGCCAUGAGUUCUGAAUGCAAGCCAACCAAGUGGCAGCAGAGAGUUCGUAACCAUGUCAUCAAAGAUGACGGGUCUGAGAUGCACAUUAGCACUUAUGCAGAGCCCUUGCCUUUCCUGCGUGGCCUUGCGAGCUUCGGUCUGCGCAAGCACCGCGCCGUAGACUUCGAACUUCUAGAACUGGCUGCAAAGGAUGCCAGCGCAGUCUCGGGAAUGGCACUGGUCCGCCAGGCUCUGAGCUGGGGCGAGAGAAGCAUAAAGCGUCCUUGUUGCGAGCUCGGUGGCGCUUGCAUCGCGUCUAGGUUGAAGUUUCUUCCAUCUGCCGAAUCGCAGCUUGAAGCCUGCACCGAAGGUUUCUCAUAUUCGUGUAGCGAGGGCUACGUUCUCAAAUCCAACUUCCACGAGAUCACGGGCAGCUCUGACAGCGAGUGCUGCCAGCCCACGUGUGCAUUGUGGUCGUGCACGGGGCAUUUUGUCGCCAAUGAUGCCUACAAGGGCAACACCGGCAGCAGCAACGAGCAGUGCUGCGAUCAGACCUGCGCAGCUGUGACGUGCCCCAAAGACCAGAAGGUGCCAUUGGAGCUGAGGGACUCCGCCGGGAGGACACCGAAGGACUGCUGCAAGGACACCUGCGCUGCUGUUGUGUGCGAGCCCUUCCACGUGCCCAUCAGGGCGAACCUGCAUUCUGUCUAUCCCGAUGGUGAAGACCAGAGCUUCUGCUGUGAGCCAACCUGUGGUGCCUACACCUGCGACUACCGCAAGGGCUUGGUGCUGGAUCGAGCGAAGCAAAUGGUCCCGAAUCCCAGCGAUGGGACUUGCUGCACAGCGACGUGCUCCAAGACUGCUUGCCCUGCAGGCUUCGAGACACGCCCGGAGAACGCCAACAAGGAUGCACGGGAAGUGGAAUGCUGCGAGCCCCUUUGCAGCUCGCACUCCUGCAGCAGCGGCUGGGUCCCUGAUGAGAGCAGGGCGCAGCGGGUGGGCAAUACAGAUCAGGAGUGCUGCCGAAGGACCUGCAAGGAAUACACUUGCUCUGCUGGCUGGGCGACAAAUCCAGCAGCUGCAAACGAAAUUGGUGUUGACGACGAAACUUGCUGCUCCAAGACCUGUGCGCAGUUUCAGGAGCAGUGUACUGGAGACUAUGCGCCAAACGGCGCGAAGAAUAACACGGUCGGCCAUACCGCUGAGACGUGCUGCUCCAAGACCUGUGCUUUGUACUCCUGUGGCGCGGGCGUCGUCAUUCCCAAGAGCCAGAGUGUUGUUGGAAGCUCCGACGAGCUCUGCUGCGAAAACAGCCGUUGCCCGGCAAUGCGCAAGAUGACGAAGCUCGACAACGGCAAGCACUGCAGCUCGUUGAGCGAGGACGUUUGCUCCAAGCACUUUGUCGAAUUGAAGAACAGCAUCACCAACAAGAUGGAUGCGCUUGCUUGUAAAAUGAUGACUGACAUCGGCCAGGAGGGUGGGGAGUCCGAGGAGGACCUGGCCCCAAUCGCCGUAGGAGUUGCGCCGCCAGGCCCAGCUGUGGUCGCAGCGUUGAAUAACACGCUUCGCGAGAAAGCUGUAACGUUUCUGCUGCUGCCGCCGGCAUGGCUGAAGUUCAGCGAAUACUGGAGCAGCUGCAGGGGUUGCUGCGAGACGAGCUGCAUGCGCCUGGGCAAUCGAAAGUUCUUUGCCGCGGUCUCCUCCAUGGCGGAUAGCCUCGCCAGGAGCUGUGCCCAUGCAGAGCGGCUGCUGCCCAUCGAUGACAUUGAUGACGUGGGCGAUGUUCUCCAGGGCCGAGGUGUUCUGAAGAAAGGUUCGGUUCAGAUGAUGUUUGAGUUCCUUGCCGUGAGGCUGAAAGCUCGGCUCUUUCUGCAUGACUUCCUAGGAAGACGAUCGAGUCCCCAGGAGGGCAACCGCAGGGCUGUACCGAUCGCGCCACGGCGAUCGCUUCAACCAGACGUGCUGGACUUCGAUGUGGAGAGCUGGCUUCAUUGGCGCCAGCUUCGGGCGAAGUUCAUGCAGGUGAAGCAGCAGGAGGCAUCGCUUCAACAGGCUACAGACACUGCGCGGACGGCUUGGAUGGAGCAGCUUCAUGCAGGAUCAAGGCGGCCCGAUGGUUCCCGCCGCACGUUUCUUCGUUUCCAGAGCGCCGUGGAGCUGGCGAAUCUCGCCAAAUUUGCGGCCAAGGAGGUUCUCCCUUCGCCUGCGGACUUCUUCAGGUCAAGGCAGCUGUGGCCGCCCAGCGCGGGCCGCCACGAUGAUAGUCCCGAGCGUCCAGUGAUGGAAGAGCUGUCCGAGACGUUCCUUUACAUUGCCUUGGAGAAGUGGCUCGGCCGCCUCCUCGAAGAGUCCCGCAAAGUCGUCCCCGCUGCCGCUGCCGCUGCCAGGGCUACAGAAGACAUGUCCAGGCAUUGCAAGGCGCCAACCCGGGAGGCUCUGGCGAGCCAGAGACAGACAGAAGAGGAAGUCCAUCCCUCUGCUCUCUUGCAGCACCUCCCUGGUGGCCCACCUGCUGUGAAAUCGGUGCUCCUGGCAAAGCAUCGAGCUCGUUCGAUGAAGCUGCAGGCGGAUCUGAUGAAGCUGUGCUGUGGCCGUAGCACGCCUGCCAGAGCCAGCCUUCUCGAUGAGGCCCGGGAAGCACUCGCACGGGCGCUGAAGCUGCUGCGUCUGGCAGAGGCCUUGUGCUGCGAGCGCCGAAAGCUGCGAAGCUUCUGGCCGCUGCCAGAUGACUCGUCGAGUCAUGCGCCCGUGGAUGCAAACGAUGACGGUGGCGGAAGCAGCUUCCCAGCAGAGCAGAGAUCGCGGUGGCUGCCAGCAAGCUGCCGUGAGCAGGUGAAAGAACAUCUGGCCUCAGCCAGAGACUUGGUGCCCGGAUUGGAUCUGCCUCCGGAGGCGCUCUUCUGCUGGACAGUGGCUGACAUGGAGAUGUUUUUUGCCAGCAGUGGCUAUGUGAAGCCCAAGUUGAGGCUUCUCUACUACAUCUCCCCGGAAUGUCCGCAAACCAUUGUUGAUCUUGUUUCUCCAAGCCUCAGGAGGCAGAACUGGGCAUGCACAGUGCGGCCAGAGCCAGGAAACACACCCAUCUUCGUUUGGGAGGGAUCUCGACCCAGCAUCGAUCCUUCGCCAACGUUGUCCCGCGGAGGGCUCGUUAACCGCGUGGCUCCAGUGCUUCCGAUCACCAGGAAAGUGGGCAUGUUGAGAGCCUUGCAGAAGUGGUGCUCAGGCAGACGGCAGGAGUUCCCUCCACCCUGGUAUCCUGUCACCUUCGAGCUGCCGACCAGCCUGGAGGAGUGGAAGCAGCACGUCUCGCAGCACCCAGCUAAGCGCUGGAUCUACAAACCGAACGGU